AAUUCUAUCCAACUCCCUUUCUGCUCUGUGCUACACUAUCCAGAGCAAUCUCCAUGUUUUCUACAAGUCUCCACCUCAUUCUCUUGCAUUCUGGACCAUCAUCAGCCAUCUCCAUGUGUUCUAUAAUUCUAUCUGCUUCCUUCUCCACGUGUUCUACAUGCAAUUGUCUUCAUUUAGCUCCUUCUCCUGCAUGCUGCACAGUAUCCUCAACCAUCUCCAGGCGGCUUUCUGUACCUCCUUCUCCUAUGGGCUGCACCAUAUCAUAUGAUGAGCACGCCGCCUCUCCUUCAAACCUUUGAUCGGAUCCAAAAGUCUCAUCCUCUGUUUUUUUUUUUUUCUGUUAAUUCUCUUGAAGCAUAUUGUAGGUGUGAAAUAUUUUUGUAAAUAUUACAUUAUUAAUUAAGUGGGUAUCAAUUU
This is a messenger RNA of Rubroshorea leprosula, 417 nucleotides long. NCBI's taxonomy places the organism in Eukaryota, Viridiplantae, Streptophyta, Magnoliopsida, Malvales, Dipterocarpaceae. The record is from the annotation of a GenBank genome assembly.